Messenger RNA from Paramuricea clavata, 5452 nucleotides. NCBI's taxonomy places the organism in Eukaryota, Metazoa, Cnidaria, Anthozoa, Malacalcyonacea, Plexauridae. The record is from the annotation of a GenBank genome assembly.
AUGGAAUUUUGCAAGAAUUCACGAUUUGUUGUUUCUUUAUCAGAAGACAAAAAUGAUGCAACAGAUCGUGUGGCUGCCAUAAAAAAGGAGGCAAUGGCAACAUGUGUGUUAAAGAAAUGGGCUGGUUUGAUGCAGAUACAUGCACUGGCGUCUGUUCUUGGAUGCAAAAUUUACAGCAUUUAUCCAAAUGUUUGCCGUGGCAUUUGUCCACUAUUUCAUCAAAAUGACUCAUUGUAUAUAAUGUGGACUAGAGACAGCAAUUUCGACAAUCGGGCUGGAUCUAUGUUUCAACCAAAUCACUUUGUUCCUCUGGUUAGGCUGCUAAAUCCUAUUUACGACAUCAACGGUACCCACGAUUUUCCACCAAUGACACCUUCCUUGCCGAAAUUAGGUGAGUUAAAAACAUCCGGAGCAAAAUCUGAUCAGCCCUUGUUAAUAGCACAAACAGAGAAAAAUCUCUUCUGGUACCUAAACGAAAACGGAAAAUUGUUAUUGGACGUUUCAGCAAAAGGCCAAGAUCAGUGAAAUUUAGCAAUACAUCUCCAGCGACCACUUCUCUUUAUGUUUUCAGUCAAUCAAAGCACACAGGGGGAAACGUGCAUACAUUCUCCAAUUUAGAAAGCUUUCAUGUCAGUGGUACGAGGAUCAAAUCACAAUUUUGCCGUCAAAAACUGAAUUUACUGAAUCUUUAAAUUCAAUGUUACAAGUGGGCGAGACAGAAGCUGUAGUAGAAAAAGCUAAUGAUUUACUUUCCGGUUCGGUAUUAUCAUUGCCUCAAGCAGCCACUAGAUCGGAUCACGAAUGUGAAAAUAAUAAAAAUGCAAGGCCAACAACCCAUCCAGAAUCCCAUAAUUUGCAUUGUUUUUCAACACGGUCAUCACCCAAAGUUGCUGCAGUAUGGUGGCCGAUUGCUAUCAUUCAUUUUUUUGUUAAUAUUUAAAAUAAAACAUAAUGUGAAUGUCAUUUAGAAUGCAAUAUUUUUCAAAACAAAAUUAAAUUUAGAAAUAUCUCUUGUUACUGGUAUAAAGGACAAAUAGAACAGUCACAGACAAUAAACUCAGAACUGAAGAAAGAUUGUGAUAUUAUCCCUUUCAAUUUGUCGCACAGGGGUCAGCUAGCCAAAAAGAAUUUAAGCAGAAUGUCAUGCACAUCGCCAAAAGUUGAAAGGAAUACUCGAGGAAAAUGUACGUACUUUAAAAGAUGAGUGUGAGAAGAAAAACCCUAGUUUGAAUAAAGACAUAAAACUUGAGAUGGUUAAAGUAGGCGAGCAUAUUUUAUGCCAAGGUCCUUUCGUAUCAACACAGGAAAUUGGUGGCUUGUUAGGUCAAGCGAAUAUGAACCAACAAAAUUCAAAAUGAAGGAAAAUGUCUUCGAAAAUUUUUAAAAGGGUGAGACGCUAUUUUAAUGUAAUUCAGAUUUACUUUAAAGGCACUGGUUAUCUUGUUGAAAACAGGGAAUACGAUCCUGCUGAGGUUGCUCAAAGAUUUGAUAUUUUUUCAAAAGUUAAUACACAAGAAGUAAAUAAGCAUGUCAAGAGGGAUGUCAGUGACUUACUGGAAACAGCUGUAAGAUUUGCGGAUACCAAAAAAGACAGAGACCUCAUCAAAGGAUUGUUCGCAAGAACAACAAGUGUGAAGCACACUGCAAAAAUGCUAAAUGUUAAAAACCCUUCUUCUGUCCGUAACGCUGAGCACCAACUAAAUUAUAAACUCCAUGAAUUUGAAUGCCUUGAACGUACUUCACAAACUGUUAGGAAUGACUUGACAAACGAGCAGCAGAGAAGACUAUCGAAACGUGUCAUUGCAAGCAAGAAACAAAAAGUUUUCAAACUUCGAAGUGAAACAUGUGGGAGGGCAUUAAUAGUAGACCUUUUUCCAGAGCUCAAAGUUGUUUUGGAAGCAAUGUUCGACGUUCAAACUCUUGUGAAAACCGGCGAUUGGCCCGACCGGCGAAAAGUAUUUUACUCCAAUAUUUGGCGAUUUAUAAGUUCAUAUCCAGAGUUGUUUUGUACUACAACUGGUAAAUGUAUUCAAAGUGUUACUAAGAGCAAAGGAAUUCAGUGAAACAGCAUCAUGCGCCGGCUCAAACUGUUUUAACUUGUCAAUAACAACAUGAAAACAAACAAGUUACGACUGAAAAUGAAUAUAAAACUAUGUAGAAAAGAUGCGCUAGCGAAAACAUGUAUGCGCAUGUCAAUUAAGGUUACAGCUUUUGAGUGUUAAUUUUGCCUAAAAUUUUUUAUUGGUUUCCAUGAAAGCAUUAGACUAGUUCUACUAUCUGACCAAGUUUGAACGAAAAAUGUUGAAAACUCGCCGAGUUAUUUAAUAAAAUACAUUUCGCUGCAAUAAGAAAAACAUUGAAAAUGUAAUAUUCAAAUUCAAUUUUCUCCCGAAAAAGUUUACGGUAAUUAGUGAUUUUCAAACGAGUUGUACUCCUGCGGGUUUUAACCAAUUUUUCUCAAAUUUUCACAAGACAUAGCUAAAGACGUCAGUUUCAAAAUUGUGUUCGGCUUUUUUAAUUUUGGAUAUUUUAAACAUAAAGAGCAAUUCACUCAAACAAUUCAGAAAUAUAUUGCAGUCGUCAAAGAAAUCGCCAUAUCAGCGGAAUGACGAAAUAAACAAAAAUUUCCGAACACAAUUUUUUAGAACAACUAUUUUACUGUAUAAAAAUGAUAUUUUCAUAAAUAUAACUUAAACCAGCAGGAGCACAACUCAAAAGCGUAAAGGCACCGCGAUUUAAGAUUUUCCUGAAUAAUUCUUACAUUAUUUUAUUGUUUGUUAAUUUUACAACUUUACCAUAUUUUACAUGCACUGGAGAACAUUUGGUGAAAAUUUGAUGAAAAUCGGACUGAUAUUGAGCGCGCAGUAGCGAUUUUCCGCAAAACGCCAAAAAGGGUGUCCCUGUAACCUUAAUUGAUCUUGCAGAGUGUGAAAAACUUUGGCUGCGCGAAAUAAUCAAAUGAAACCGUGAUUAUUGUACACAAGUAGAUACACACUUCAGGAUUUCAUGAUGGGAAAAUAAAAAAAAUUGUCAACAGAAACUGUCAAAAAAGUCGAAAUUUAAUUCUAAAGAAUUGAGUCGACAGAUUUUUUUAAACUUCCCAGAAAUGUUUCUCGAUACUAACGUAACUGAUUUAUUAAAAAAAAAUUUGGGUCACCAAACUCAUUUUUGAAAAAAAAACUCGAAAAACGGCGAUAUUUUCGGCUAUUUUUUGUUACCAUUAUUCGUUAUAGUUGUCAUGGAAACGCGACUUUUAUCAGAAUUCUUCUUGUUUGCGACACGUCUUACUAUGUGUUACAAUUAUAAGUAAAACUUAACCCUGUAAAAGCAUUUAAACAGAAAAUAUUCAACUUUUGCUUCUUUGGCUAAAAAGCGCAUUGAGCCACCUUAAACAUAAAAUAUCCGCCAUGUUGUGACGUCAUUGUUGCCAUAGCAACUACAGUUAGUAGUUUUUGAAAAAUUCAUAAAUCUUUAGUUACUGAGUUAUGCCAGUCAGAUACAAUUGUUUUUUAAACAAGUAAUAACUGUCUUGAAAAUAUAUCCAAAUCAGAAAAUCUUCGAUUUGGGUAGCGCUGAUGCAAACAGAAAUUUCAACCCUGGAGAUAUGGUUCAAGUGUUUAACUCAGACUUGUUGUUAAGUGUUGUAGUGUCUAGCAUAAUUAACAUAAUUAACAUUAAUUAUGGACCACGAGGAAGUAAGCAAGAUGGCGAUAUAGAUGCAACUGUAAGAUUAUGUUCUGUUAGAGAUUAUUAAAGAAAGCAUAGAUAACAAUGUUAUAGACAACAUUAUAUUGGCGACGAGGAUCGUUUCAUAUACAAGUACCUCAAAUGGCGACUAGCUUACCAGAAUUUUCUUCUUUUGACGCCGAGAAUGGGGAAAAUAUCGAAAUUCGAUGGCAACGAUGGUUCAUGCGAUUCGAAAAUCUACUGAUUGCACUCGAUAUAAAAGACAAGAAAAGAAAACGAGCGUUAUUAUUAUACUAUAUCGGUGAAAGUACUCUAAAUAUCUUUCAAACACUGCCUGAGACAGGCACAGAAGACGACUAUGACGAAGCGUGUCAAGCUUUAAAUGAACACUUUAAACCUCGCAAGAAUACAUCGUUUGAAAUAUUCAAGUUCAGGAAAACAAACCAACUUGUUGACGAAACUCUCGAUCAAUACCAUGUACGACUCGUCCAGAAAGCUAAGUACAGUGAAUUCUCAAACUUAGAUACUGAGAUAAAAGCUCAAAUUGAGCUAGGGACCAAUUCCAAACAACUUCGACGAUAUGCUUUCCGUAAACCAAAACUGACUUUGGCUGAACUCUUAGACUAUGGACGGACACUUGAAACUGUUGAAGAAGAUGCGAGAGGAAUUGAGAAAAAUAUGAAUGAAACACCAAUGAAAGAUAUCCACGCCGUACGACGAAAUCCGGCUGCUACAACGCCUAAGAAAAUAUGUUUCUUUUGUGGAUUAAGCUGGCCACAUGUGAAUGUUUGUCUGGCAAAAGGGAAAACAUGCAACCAUUGUCACAAGCAAAACCAUUUUGCACGAUGUUGUAAAUCGAAAAUUUCAGCUGGACAGCGUUAAAGUAAGUUUCCUCAGAAAUCCAAUGAACGAAGAUCCCCAAGUGAAACAAAUAGACGAACAAGGUACGAAUUCAAGCUCAGAUGAAUAUGCUUACACAAUAGAAAAACAAACCCCUGAUACUAACAAAGUCGUUUUAACAUCUAUCACCACUUCACCCACAGGAGGAACUGUUAAUGAAGUUAACAGUGACUGUCGAAAACGAAAUUUCUACACCCAUAUUAAAAUCAAUGACAUAACUAUUCGUGUAAACAUUGAUUCUGGUGCCAGUGUAAAUAUUAUCGAUAAUACUAGUUUUGAGAAAUUAACUCGCCAGAACAACAUCCACUUGAUGAAAAGCAAAAUAAAACUUUUUGCUUUUGCCACUAACACACCCCUCGACAUCAAAGGGUAUUUCGAAGCUUCAGUUGAAUCAGGAACAAAAAUUACCACAGCCCAAUUUUAUGUGAUAAACACUGAUGCUGGAUGUUUAAUAAGUGGAAACACUGCAAUUGAUCUUGGGUUAUUAAAGCUAAACAAAAUUGCAUUUGUUACAUCUCGACCUGAAACCCAUCAACCUAAGAAAAAUGCUCCAACAAAUAGCAAGUCUAGACCUAAAAGAUUGAGAACCUUAUUUUCGAAAUAUGAUCAUUUAUUCCAAGGAAUCGGAAAAGUCCCAGAUUACAAAGUCCAUUUACACAUUGAUAAAACUGUCCAACCCACAAUUCAAAAAGCCCGCAGAAUCCCAUUUACAAUGAGAACCAAACUAUCAGAAGAACUGCGACGUCUUGAAUUAUUAGAUAUUAUUGAAAGUGUAACAGGCCCCACGUCGUGGGUAUCUCCCAUUGUUUGUUUCCCAAAACCCAACAAUCCCGACCAAAUUCGUCUUUGUGUUGACAUGCGAUAA